AUCCACUUUUGAAACUAGCUAUCAUCAAGUUUACACCCACUGUCAUCAUAUUUCAUACUAGUAACUAACUAUGCUGAGUAACUAUCACUCAUGUUCCUACGUAUUCUCCAUUUACGCAUUUGCUUGGAUGCGUUCCAGACUUUGGACAAUGACUGGCUGCUCACAGUAGGAACUAACAUGAGACAUUGUAUAAAUACCUGGCUGAUAGCAGCAACCCUCAUCCUACUUCUCCCAAUUUAUUCUUCUCUCCUCUAACAACUAUCUCGUCGCUCGUCCUCCCAAACCCUGUUACAACUUUUUAGCCAUGGCUCAUUCUCAGAACCCCCCCGUAUUUACGCUGGCCGAAGGCCAGCCGAUUGCCGACCCGUCAAACAGCACUGUUCUGCCAGCCCGAUUUGGAGGUGGCAGCUUAGCGCUGCUCCAGGAUACUCUCCUCAUAGAAACUUUGGCGCACUUCAACCGCGAACGCAUUCCAGAACGUGUGGUCCACGCCCGAGCUGCAGCUGCCUGGGGCGAGUUUGAAGUUACCCAUGACAUCUCUCAUUUGACAACCGCCAAAUUUCUUAAUGGCAUUGGCAAGAAGACUAAGGUCCUUCAACGCAUCAGUACAGUCGGCGGCGCUACAGGUUCGGCCGAGACAGUCAGAGAUGUUCGGGGGUUUUCAGUAAAGUUCUUUACUGAGGAAGGGAAUCACGAUAUCGUCGGCAAUGACAUCCCGGUUUUUUUUGUCAGAGAUCCUGUCAAGUUCCCCUCCCUCAACCGGAGUCAUAAGAAGAAUCCAAGAAGCAAUACCGCGGAUGAGACAAUGUUUUGGGAUUUCCAUGUCAACAAUCAAGAGGGCGUGCACGCUCUCAUGCAUCUCUUCGGCUCACGGGGAAUCCCCGCGUCGCUCCGAAACAUCAAUGGCUUUGGUGUUCACACCUAUAAGCUCGUUGCGGUAGAUGGGAGCUUCAAAUACUGCAAGUUCCAUUUCAAGCCUAUUGGAGGCGUUCAGAAUAUGAGCCCUGAGGACGCUGCCAAGAAUGCGGGUGAAAAUGCCGAUUAUCACACUGCAGAUCUGUUCAAUGCUAUUGAAAAUGGCUACUAUCCAGUUUGGACCCUUUAUGUACAGGUCAUGGAGCCUAAGGUUGCGGAGACGUACCCUGUGAAUAUCUUUGAUAUCACAAAGACCUGGCCUCACAAGGAUUUCCCACUACUCCCUGUCGGAAAUAUGACCCUGAACAAAAAUCCACACAAUUACUUCGAAGACGUCGAACAGGCUGCCUUCUCGCCGUCUAAUAUGGUUCCUGGAAUCGCCGUCACUCCCGAUCCUAUGCUUCAAGCACGCAUGUUUGCCUACCCCGACGCUCAACGUUACCGUCUCGGCGUAAACUACCAACAACUGGCUAGCAACCGAGCCCUCUCACGUGUAUACACGCCAUACGAGCGUGACGGCGCCGCAUCCUUCAACGGCAACUAUGGUGGCGAACCCAACUACGUUCGUAGUGACUUUACCGUCGCCAAUCCAGGCCAAAAGAGCAUCGAACACGAUGAGUGGGCUGGUGGAAAGGUAGGAAUCCAUGAAAUACCAGUCUCAGAUGCAGAUUUUGCACAGGCCACUGAAUUAUGGAAUAUCUUUGGCACGCAGCCUGGAGAGCAGGAGGGUUUUGUUAAGAACGUGGCGGGUGCUAUACAGGAUAUUCCAAAGAAGUUGCAAGAGGGCACCAUUGCAAUGUUCUCUAAGGUUCACCCUGAUAUUGGUAGAAAGCUCCAGGCAGAACUUAACAGUGCUGGGAAAAUUAGCGCUUCUGCACAGAGCCAAGAAAGCGCCAGAAGUUAUCAGGUAAAAUACGUAUAAAUGAGGGGCUUAUCCCCUCGUAGAGGAUAAGCGAAGAGAAAACUGUUAUGGGGACAAACGGUAGCACUCGCUCAAAUUGCAAUGAAUAGUCUAUAUAGCUCCAAUUUAUCAUGCUUCGUCAC
Pseudogymnoascus verrucosus is the source of this 1959-nucleotide messenger RNA. RefSeq lists its product as uncharacterized. The record is from RefSeq and is a predicted model, not a curated record. NCBI's taxonomy places the organism in Eukaryota, Fungi, Ascomycota, Leotiomycetes, Thelebolales, Thelebolaceae. Gene Ontology annotation, molecular function: heme binding; catalase activity. Gene Ontology annotation, cellular component: cytoplasm; peroxisome; mitochondrion. The transcript is spliced from 9 exons. Gene Ontology annotation, biological process: response to hydrogen peroxide; hydrogen peroxide catabolic process. Bases 305 to 1837 code for a protein of 510 amino acids.